AUGGCCGCCGCCGAGGGCUUCCCCAGCCGGGUCACCGAGCCCCGCGCGCAUGCGCCACGACCCCGGCCGCCGCCGCCACCUCCUCCUCCUCCUCCUCUGCCUCACGUCUUCGCCCUCUUUUCUCUAUGUAGGCUUAAUAGUCCCUACAAGGUAAGUUGGGAAAUGAGAACACCCUCCCGCUGGGAACUGUUGGAGGAGUGCGCCUGCGCGGGCUGGGGGGCGGGGGGCGGGCGCGUGAGCGGGAUGCUUACUAAGCUUGCCAGUCGCGUGCAGCUCAGCAGGUAGGUGAGCGCAGGAGCGCAGCAGCCCGGGCUGGUGUCCUGCAGCCACUUACGGUAGCUGAGAACUCGGCGGGACUUACUGUCAGAGUACGUCCCCCAUGAGCUUCUGCAUAGACAUGGGUAGUGCUGUGAAUUGUUCAGGAGGGGCGAAGGGAAUGGUCUCUAGAGUGGCGCGAGGCAGAUUUCUGAGCACCACUACAGAAAUCCGAAUACCUGCUGGCAUAGUAUUAGUCCAAAAAUCCACAGUGGCAGUAAUUGUAUAGUCAUUUAAACUUUUAUCAUUUGUUUUACUUUGGUGGUUACAUGGUGGUGGUUGUAACCCAAGGGGGUUUCUUUAUAAACAAAAAUACUCUACAUUUAUUCUUAUAAACAAGUAUACUGUUCAUUUAUUUUGUUUGUGUUGGCUUUAAGUACGUUUGGAAGUGGUUUGGAAAUAUUGUAUCCAAAAAGCUGUGCCUUGUAACUUGGCUUUGUGUAUCAGCCCAUUAAAACCAAAAUAGUCACAAGCGUUGUAAUGUUGUUGACAUCAUCGCACUAUGAUUGAGAUUCCUGAGUUGGACUAGAUGACCCUUGGGAUCCCUUCCAUUUCUACAAUUCUAUGGUUCUAUGAUUCUAUGAAAUAAAUAUCAUUCAUGAUCUAUACUCUGUAUAUUUGUUUCUGCACUAAGUGCCAAUUUUCAUGUUCAUCCAGGAUAUGCUACACAAAUGAAAACCACAAUGGCAAGCUUAAUGUUAGGAUUAAAUUAUGCUUAACACAAGGAGAACAAAGUCCCAUAGAGCCCACUGCCCCGUUUCCACCAGUAGCCAGCCCAGAUGCUUCUGGGAAGUCCUGAAAACGUAUGGUACAUCAAAAGCAAACACAAGGACCUGUACUUCUACUGUAAACACUUCUAGAAUAUUAUUUAAAACAUUAUAAUCAAGGAUGGGGAAUAAGUGGCCCUUCAGAUGUUACCGGACUCCAACUCUGCCCACUAGUAUGUUCAGUGGUCAGAGGUAAUGGGUAUUGUAGUUCAGCAACAUCUGGAGGUCCUCAGAUUCCUCCUCCUCUUAUAUUUUCUGAAAAUAUAGUAAUGAGUUCUGCAUCCUGGAGAAAAGUUGCCCCAAGUAGCUAAAUACAAGGAAGGUCCAUAGUUGUAUACCUUUAGAGGUAUAAAGACUUGAAGAUUUUGUGUAGCUGUCAAUGUUAAAAGCCGUUUGAUGUUUAAUCCCCUUUUGAAGCCAUCUUCACAUCCUGUGGCAGUGAAUUCCAUAACUUAAUUAUGUGUUGCUGUACACUUCUUUUCUUUCUCACCUCUGUCUGCUUACUUCCUCUUUUGUCAUCCCUGCAAGAGCCAAGUUCUGCUUCCACACCUACACAUGCUUCUUGAUGGACCUCUUGCAAUGUUAAACUCAGCACACUGGAAGAACCAGUUUGUGAUACUGCCUUCCUGCAACAAUGGCAAUGCCUCAUUAGCCUUUGGCACAUUAUUGCAAUUAUUAAGAAACAGUAAAUUGGUCUGAGGAUGACAGACAAUUUUCAGAUUGUAAGCAACCGCCUUUUCAUAGACAUGAAACUUUGCAUGUAACGCCGACAAAUGGCUUUUCUGUCUUUGCUGUUUAAUUAGAAAUUAAGUGUGGCCAAUGUUAUUCAAUGUAAGUCCUAUUGUGGGGCUUUUUCCAAGGAUAAAUGUGCAUAUAAUUGCAUGUAGCCUUGCAGCGCAACCCUGUGCAUGUUCAGUCAGAGUUCCCACUGAGUUCAAUGGGGGCUUAUUGUCAGGCAAGUGUGCAUAAUACAGCAUAAAUAGCAAUAGCACUCCAGGCAGUUGGACUGUCUCAGACUGCAAUCCUGUACGUGCUUACCUGAUAGUAAGUCCCAUUGAACUCAAUGGAACAUAACACUUCUAAGUAGACCUGUAUGGAUUACACUCUUAAGGUAUGAAACACAACAGUAAGAUCUAAGACAGUAAUACUGAAAGUGGGCUGUUGAGUACCCUCAUGUCAGUUGCAGUACUUUCCAAAACUUCUGACAGAAACAUUCAUCUUUAGCGGGUUUCAGUGGAAGUGUUGUAUAUUUGAGAUAUGGACUACUUGUCUGCAUAGUCUACAGCACUUGUUCUCAAACAACCCCUGUUAAAGUUCAUAACCUAUUGUACAAUUUUGCUUCUGUCGAAAUUCUCACAAGUGGCCGAUUGGCACAGCCUUCCUGCUGUUAAUUACAAUAUGUAUCCUACAUAAGGAAUGCUAUGAUAAAGGCAGAAUAAUAUCUACUUUUAUUUAUGAAAAUUCUAACGUUAGCAUGCUGCUUCCGCAGUGUGUGUUCUAAAGUCACGGAAACACAAAACCACGGAGUUUUUUUAUGUUCUACUAUCUCCUCACAACUCUCAUGACUGAUUGAUGUAAAGGCAGUUUCGUAGCUGCUGAGCCAGCGUCUGGCUUAAUACUGUAUGUUUAUAGGGGAGAGCGUUCCGAAGCAGCCACUACCUACGGCCAUGUGACCAGGAGGGGGCGCCCUCCCUGCCUGAGUUCUCUCCUUCCGGAUCAGUUAAGAAGCCCCGCCCCUAGCGCUGUUUGAUUGGCGUGUUCGCACUGUUGCUCAGGGAACCUGCGUGGAGGAGGAGGAAGCAAAACAACAUGGCGGCGCCCUUGCAGGUUGCGCGGAGGUUUUUGCGGUUAUCUGGUAACCCGAUCCGAGGUGAGUCACCGGGGCCCCAGUGGACCUCCCUCUCUUUUCCUAACCUGGGCAGGACAGAGGAAUGCGCUAUUUCCCCACCUGCCCUUCCUCAAUACCACCCUCGUUGAACGACCGUGGGAGCGCUUCAUCCGAGUCUCCUACGUGUAACCUUCAGGGUCUGCUGGUUUUUCCUGCCCCAUCUGUUUCCCACUCUCCGUUCUUUGCUGUGAGUUUGGAUGGGCUGGGCCUUUCGUGCCCAAACUGCUAGUGGCGCCCCAUAGCAGCGGGCUAGAGCAUCGCCUUGCAGCAUCGGCGAUAUCGCUGUGCGGGAAGGAGAAGGGUUGCUGUGGAUGAGCUGAAUGGACAUCAGUUACCCUUUUCCUUCCGUAAACUUUCACACCCUGCCCAAUUUUCAGUUUCUUACAAGUUCCUUGUAAGAAGCUUGUACAGUAUGUUAUUUCUUUAGUAGCUGGUUCAAUGCACGCGUUGUUUCAUUUUACUCUUUUCUUUUUUUCCCGACUCCCGAGAGUCUCCUUCGAAGAGUAGGACUGAGAAAGAUGUAUGCCAGAGAUCCUAGAGCAGUGGUUCCCAACCUUUUUUUUUUUUUUUGCCAUGCCCCAUCUAAGCAUCUCUAAAAUCCUGAUUUCCCCUCCCCCAUAUAAUUCUUAUUCAACAAGUGAACUCCUAUUCACGUGGAGGAAGCCUAAAAGGCCAUUAACUGUUUAUAACUCAUUCUCGAAUUGCCCCCCCCAAAAAAUCAAAUUGCCUCCCUGUGGGGCAUGUGCCCCACGUUGGGAACCACGGCCCAAGAGAGUCGGCAUAGGGCAAAAUGGGUAGAAGGUAGAUUGGGAUCUACUGGUAGAUGUCUGGGUGACCUGCAGUAUUUGACAAGGCUUUCUACCUGUCAACUGUCUUAAAAAUAGUAAUAGCAAAACACUUUUUGCAUCUAAACUAGACUGCUAAAAUCAAGGUGGCUAACCAGGAGCAGAAUUCUGUGUGAAAGGGCUCUUAGCUCAGUUUAGUCUCUUACUGAAAACAAAUUCCUAACCUCGGAAUGUGCUCAAGUGGCACCCUUUUGUAACUCUAUAGAUACAUCAUUUGUUUCUGGCUGUAUUUGGUAUGUAUUUGGGUUCCAGUAAACAAAGAAAGUGUAUCUGACCUGUCUGAAAUCUGCUGAUCCUUGAAGUAACUAAUGAUACAGCAGUAGCAGAGGCUGUUGGGAGUGUAGUCCAAAACAGCUGGAGAGCACCAGGUUGGAGAAGGCUGGGCUAGAUGGUCUGAUGCUAAAAAGCAGUUCUUGUGUGUUGUAUUUGCAUGUGCCAAUUUUUUGUAUCAAAAUGAACUCAGUUCUUUACCUCUCCUCUCUGAUAAUUAGACAGCCAUUUAAAAAUACAAUAAACUAUCUUAGUCACAUCUUCCCUGCACCUGCUCCCAAGUACCAUGGACUGUUUUUACUCUCAUCUUCCCUAAUCCUCUCUAUGGGUGUUUCUUCUUCCUUGCAAUGUUUACUUUUCCUCUAGAUUAUGAUUUGUGUGGAGAUAAGAAGUGACUGGAACAAAGCAUGUAUUGGUGCUUUGUCUAUAAAAGAACCUAAAGCUUAGAAAAAAAUCUUUUCAGGGUUUGGGUGAAUUAAGUGGGAACAAAGUAGCAUAAUACUGAAACUGUCAGAAUAGCAGUAGAUUGUUUUUGAAAACAUAGCCUAGAUUAGAACAAAAAAUAAUUUUUGCAAGCAAGCCAUAACGAAGGAGUCAAAAAGAACAGUGACUUGUUCUAUAUUGACUGAAGCAGAGACAUUAGGGAACAACAAGAGUUGUCUCCUGAAAUACUGAAUAUUAAAAUAUCAGCGCUUAAUACUGUCUCUUUCGUUGCCCUGAUAUUGCUAAAAGAACUCUUUCCUAUUAUCUCUUCCAUCCCCAUUAGACAAAAUCCAUUCUAAAAACCCUGUUAUGUAUUCUUUCCUUUAACACAAAAUGUUACCACAUUGCUGUGCAAUUCUUUACAAAUAUUAAUUCAUACAGUAACUGCUAUGUCAAUUCAUCAUACGGAAUAAACAUUUCCAAUUUGUACAGUUUCUGCCACUGUUCUUAUAAGUCAAGGUGAUCAGUGACUGACUGAAGAAUUAUUCCAACAGAAUGCAGUGAAACCCCUUUUCAUAAGUAAACUGCUCGCUCUCUCCUCUAAAAUUUUGUCUCAGAACUAACAUGUUUCUAAACUCCUUUAUUUCAGAACCAUCUCGUUCUGCAUUCAGGGCACAGCCUGAUGAUAUAA
Messenger RNA from Podarcis lilfordi (Lilford's wall lizard), 5199 nucleotides. The record is from the annotation of a GenBank genome assembly. NCBI's taxonomy places the organism in Eukaryota, Metazoa, Chordata, Lepidosauria, Squamata, Lacertidae.